AUGACGUACGAAAGGCGGACGAAACUCCGAGAGGGAGAAACAACAAAGUGGCGUGUGUACCAAGUUGGCCGCGAAGCGCGACUGAGGCCAGGGGUGGCGCCGAGAGAGAGAGAGGGUGGCGUGGAUGCAGGUCGACGUCCUUCACCACCACUACCACCAACCCGAGAAUCGGCCGCCACCCCCGGUCGCCCAACCUCCGCCACAGCUCACCUGUCCCCUCUAACCCCUGCCUCACCCUUCUCCCUCCUCCUCUGUCCUACUCUUCCUCUUUCGUUCUUCACCCUUCCUCCUUCACGCAUCCCUCUCCUCUUUUUCCUUUCCACGUCCCUGUCGCUCCUCGCGCAACUUCCUUGUUUCGCCUUUUCUCUCCGACGAGUGAACAGCCAGCGAGUCGGCCACCACCCAACCGAGUCGCGUUCGAGCCCGUUUUCGCGCGCCGCGGUACUCAAUGUGUUGCACUCGUCGCAGCGCGAGCAGACGCGCGCCGGUCCCCAGGAAGCAGCGUGGGCGGUUUUGCCCCGUUUGCCGGAACCGUCCGCUCCUGGGGCUGUGCCCGGUUUUCGCCUCCUCCUGCGUGCCUGCGGACGUACCCUGCACCCGCGAUUG
Heterotrigona itama is the source of this 606-nucleotide messenger RNA. The record is from the annotation of a GenBank genome assembly. Lineage: Eukaryota; Metazoa; Arthropoda; Insecta; Hymenoptera; Apidae.